Molecule: messenger RNA, 2994 nt
Organism: Lutzomyia longipalpis
Lineage: Eukaryota; Metazoa; Arthropoda; Insecta; Diptera; Psychodidae
Gene: Sec5
Product: exocyst complex component 2
Exons: 4
Coding region: 214-2874 (886 amino acids)
Biological process (GO): Golgi to plasma membrane transport; exocytosis
Cellular component (GO): exocyst
Source: RefSeq, a predicted model, not a curated record
CAGCCCUAAUUUCACAACAAAAAAUGUUUUUCCUUCAAUUUCAAAAAAAGAAAUCCACGAAAUUCUCUUCAGACUAGUCACAGGAUGUUCCGCGGAAAAUUAUACGCCCCGGUAGUCGACGCUUUUUUUUUAAUGGGUUCAGUCAAUGCAAAAAUUUUUGUGGAGGCUGUUUUAUCAAAACAAAUCAAUUUUCCGUGAAAAAUCCCGCAAUAAAUGGCCCCACAGCCUGUUGUUACGGGGCUAUCGCCCAAGGAGGGUCCCCCUGGGACGAGAGUCACCAUCAGAGGAGAAUUCCUCGGUUCUAAGCCCAGUGAUUUAAUCGGACUCUCAAUUUGUGGAUGUGAUUGUCUGUUGUCAGCUGAAUGGAAGAGCCCUAAUAAAAUCAUCGCCCGGACAGGGCCAGCAAAGGGCAAAGGAGAUAUAAUUGUUAUGACUCAAUCUGGGGGCGUUGGGACGUCAACUGUCCAAUUCCGGGCGUAUCAUGAGACAAUAGGUCCAAUGAAGGAGUCUGCUGUGUGGAUUGAGGAAUCACCAAUGCAGAGUUUAGCCUGGGGACGAAGAUCCCUCGCUCCGAGUGGCUACACCCAGGAGGAUCCUCUGGGAUUAUCCACUGAGGGAAAUGAUAAGAAAUUGCCUGAAGAUUUGCGAGAUAUUUUCCCAGAAAAAUCAGGAGAUUUGUCACAGGAAAACUUCAGUCCUGGUUGGUUUCUCCUUGAGCACCAUCAUGCCACGUCAUUUGAGGAUCUUAAGGCUGGGCUGUCGUACCUGCGGCGGAAGGUUGAGAGUCAAAAGGAAGGGCAGCUGAGCUUCUUGAAAUCCAAUGCAGGAUCCGUGAUUGAUCAACUGGAUACUCUUGUUAGCCUUCGGGAGAAAUUCCAGCAGGAUGUGAAGACCGUUGGGAAGGAUCCAGUGGCUAAACUCGAUGCUUCCAUCCAUAAAUCCAUCACAGAGUCCCACAAUCUCUUCAACGAAGUUUUGACACGACGAGAGAAGGCAGAUGCCACUCGCCUGGCCUUGGCUGCUCUUUUUCGUCACAAAUUCCUCUUCUGCCUACCCAAUUCCGUGGUCAGGAGUGCUGAAAAGGAAGAAUAUGAUAUUGUCAUCAAUGACUACGCUCGUGCUAAGAAGCUUUUCGGGAAGUCUGACAUUCCCAUCUUCCGGAAGGUUGUCGAGGAAGUGGAUGAACGUAUUGUCACGGUACGCCGGGAGCUGCACAAGAAGAUCACAAAGAUGCCCCAGAGUGUGGAGCAGCAGAAGAAAUUCGUGAAAGCCCUCGUGAAUUUGGAAUCCCAGCAGGUGGGAACAAAUGUGGCGGAGAAGCUGAAAAUUGAGGAUCCCGCAUGGGAUGCCAUUGAGGCGCGUGCAAAGUACCUCGAGGAGACCUUCAAGCAAACCUUUGAGCAGCACAAAGGCAACCCCAAGCCACGUGAUCCCAAUGCUCCACCAAAUCGCGUGGCAUUCUGUGAGGAGAUCACGGAGAUUGCUGCUUGUCAAGUUCCUGAUCUCUGGCGCCUUGGGCAGGCCUACUUCACGGGUGAACUUCGUGGAAUUUACGAACCAAAACCCGGGAAUUUCAAACGAAUCAUCCUCACGGCAAUUGAGCAGAUGUGCUUCUACCUCCGUGCUGCCCUCCUGCCCACUUCAGUCCUCAAAUCCGGCUCUUCCGGAGGCAUUUCGUGGUCAUUCACAUCACAAAGCUCAAUGAAUCAAUUCCUCCAGUGGCUACCGAAUUGUUUGCGUUUCGUACGUAUCUGCUAUGCCAGCCUCAUCCGCCUAGACCUCCCAUCGGAAGUGCUGGACAUUGUGCAGAAGCUUAUCGAUGAGAUUCGUCUCAAUUGCCUGGCGACUAUCCUCAAAAAAGCCAUCGACCGCACGGGGAAUCUCGGGAAGAAGGAAACAUGGGCAAUGGAUGUGCCUGAAUUCCCAGGGGCAACGCUUCUACCAUCACUCCUCGAGGAGAUAAUCCGGGAGACGCUUGAGGAAUGCCAGAGCACCUGCUUGACGCCGGAAGUGCGUGAAAAUGAACUUCUCGAGGCACACAGUGAGGGCCAACGGGAGAUGUCGCAGCGACUCCGGGAGAUUCUUGAUGCAUUCUGUGGGGUUAUUGAGGAUUUAGCCCUCAAUAGGGAUGACGAGGAAAGCAGGCGUGGUCCAAUUAUUUCCCAGGUGAUUGGCUUCCCAACAUCUGCAGCCAUCAAUGGGGCUGUUGAUGAUAAAUUCAGCGUGAUUUCGUGGGAGCAGAAGAUCCUCUGUUGUCUGGCCAAUUGCUCUUACUGCAGUAAGAUCUUCUUCACUCACAUCGGGAACAUUUUUGGGCGCUUCGACUAUCCCAUCCCGAAGUUGGCUAUUGAAUCAUCCCGCACAACGGCCAAUACACUCUUCUCCACCCUCCUGGACAUGUACGUGGAGCACAAAAGUGACCCCCUGGUGGGAACAAUUGAGCCCUCAAUGUACAUCAGCCGCUUCCAGUGGGAUUCCGUUGUGCGUGUUGAACGUGUCCGGCCGUACGCCUACGAAUGCAUUGAUAAUCUCGCAGGUGUCUACUCAGAGAUCCUCAGCAUCUCCCCAUCACUCCUAAGGCCCAUCCUGGAGCCAAUUGUGCAAACUGUGGCUGAAGAACUCGCCCGGCUGAUGACGUGUGUGCAGAAAUUCAGUCCAGCUGGUGCUCUGCAGGCCCACGUGGAUAUUUCUCUCAUUAGAGAUGCCCUAAAGCUCUACAGCAAUGCGACGGCAAAGAGUCACUUUACAGAAGCCCUAGAGGUACUUCCUGCUCUCUCGGACAAGGAUAUUCCGAAAGCCGAAGAAGUCUUGCAUAAAGUUAAGCAGAACAUGAAACUCCAGCUUUUAUGCUUCUCAAUUGCAAAUCCAGUCUAGUAAAGGAAAGGGAUGAACUUCCAGGAAAGAUUUGUUGCAAUUUAUUGUAAGAACAUCCAUUUUUCUGAUUUUUCUUGCAAAUAUUUAUUAAAUAAAUUAGGAAGAAUUUCCGUAAAUAAA